Molecule: messenger RNA, 1821 nt
Organism: Schistocerca serialis cubense
Lineage: Eukaryota; Metazoa; Arthropoda; Insecta; Orthoptera; Acrididae
Exons: 8
Coding region: 1-1821 (606 amino acids)
Source: RefSeq, a predicted model, not a curated record
AUGAACGCGACAGUAACGGAAGGCGGAGACUCGGUGGUGAGCGACGUGGCUGUCGGCACGUCGUCGGUGCGGCUGUCUGGGGCGCUGGAGCAGCGACUGCUGGUGUUCGCGCUGGACGCCGACUGCCUGGGGGCGGUGGUGCGGUUCGACCUGAUUUCCGUGCGCUUCACGGGUCGGUUGACGUGGAGGGACGAGGUGGUGCUCGGAAGCUGGGAGCGGGAUCGCGGCCUGCUGCCGCCGUCUGCAGACCUCUUCCCAGACAAAUUGUCCGACCUGCAGGGCCGCGAGUUCGUCUUCGGCACCUUCCACUACCCGCCCUAUGUCGUGCUGGACGAUAAGGACCCAACUUUCCAGGACGGCCUCGAGUCCCGGAUGAUACUGGAGUUCCUCAAGAAGGUGAACGCGACCUGCCGCCUCACGCUGGAGACGGAAGACAAGUGGGGCCAAAUCUGGGACAACGGGUCCGGGAACGGAUUGAUGGGCGCCGUGGUGCGCGAUCUGGUGGACGCGAGCUACUCGUCGCUCGGCUACUGGUACUACGAACAUAUCUGGCUGGACUACUCGCGCUCCUACUACCGCACCGGCAUCACGUGCCUGGCGCCCAGGCCACGCCCACUUCCUGGCUGGCAGGUGCCUCUGCUGCCCUUCUCUGCUUACCUGUGGGCCGCCGUCGGGGUCUCCGUGCUCGUUGCCACCGCCGCCCUCUUCAUCGCCAAGACCAGCUCCACCAGGCUGCUCGGUGAGGAAAAUGACACAGUGUUGGCCGGCGGGCGAUACUCCACAGUGGAGGACUGCUUCUUCCGGUCUUUGGGCCUGCUGGUGCUGCAGACGCCGGACGUGGAGCGGCGCCACACACGUGUCGUGGGCCCCACGCGCCACGUGCUGUCCUGGCUGUUGAUCGCCUACCUGCUCGUCACCGCCAGCUACGGCAGCGGACUCUCCUCCGUGCUCACCAUUCCCAGGUACAAAAUAGACUGCACCCAUCAACUGAAUUAUUUCUGUGAAGCAUCAGCAGCUUUUCAUUGCUGUUUUGCAGCUAUUCUAAAUCGAAGCGCCACUCCUCGCAGGUACGAACCCCCCAUCAACACGGUGCGGGACCUGCGCGACAGCGGACUGAACUGGGCUGCGACGCACAUAGCGUGGCUGAAUCCUCUGAGAGGCACCGACGAGCAGGUGAUCAUAGACCUGUGCGAGCGGUUCAGAGCGCUCAAGGAGGAAGACAUGAAGGCCCGCUCUUCCACCCGCGACCUGGCGCUCGGCAUAGAACGGUUGCCGGCAGGAUAUUUUGCUGUUGGCGACUACAUAGAAGAAGAAGCCGCCAGCAAGUGGCUGCGGCCAAUGCAAGAGGACAUCUACUGGGAGAUGAAUAACAUUAUGGUGCGCAAGGGCUGGCCGCACCUUCAGCAUCUGGACGACCUCAUCGACCGGCUAAUCGACUCUGGCCUCAUACUGGCCUGGGAGGGUCAGGUGACGCGACGAUGGCUGGCACCCCGAGUGCAGCUCGCGGUCCAAACGGCGUUCCGGCUGCCCUCGGCAGGGGCGGAGCCGGUCAAGCUGCGGCUGUCGCACGUGCAGGGCGAGUUCGCGCUGCUCGCCCUGGGCCUCUGCCUGUCGCUGCUCGCCCUCCUGGCCGAACUCGCCAUCCACAGGUUCCUCAGCGGCGGGGGCACCGCUCUGCCCUUCAACGUCAACUUUCUAGCGGAGCCACCUCGGAAGGAAAUGGCGAUCACGAGGGUCUAUGGACCGCAACUGGGAAAGGCCAAACGGUCUGGCCCUGUGGUUGGAGGUCUGAGAAUGGCGGGCCGGAAGCGUCGUUCAUAA